Molecule: messenger RNA, 2793 nt
Organism: Scomber scombrus (Atlantic mackerel)
Lineage: Eukaryota; Metazoa; Chordata; Actinopteri; Scombriformes; Scombridae
Gene: fbxw10
Product: F-box and WD repeat domain containing 10
Exons: 12
Coding region: 1-2793 (930 amino acids)
Molecular function (GO): protein binding
Source: RefSeq, a predicted model, not a curated record
AUGAAGUCCGUCAAAUUUGGGAGAGGUUUGUCGGCUUGCGCGUUCAGCUGUAGUGAGGCGGGGGGAUGCCUCAACAUGUGCGGGAUGUGCCCGUCAUGCGUCUUUGCCCCCAAACCACCAGGUUCCACCCAGAGUUUGUGGAGGGUGUCAGAUGAAUUCAAGAGGAGAUUCGUGGUGGAGCUGCUUCUACGGUGCAGAAACGUCAAAGUGCUCGAAAGCGUCCAGAGCGUCCUGGGUGUCACAUCAUGGACGUUGUUCACUUACGCCAGGUCUAGAAGUCCGAUUUCACCUCAAGAUUUCCCCCGCCGGGGACAGGACCGAGCGCCAAAUAAUAAACCACUUGGCAUGGACAUGAAUGAGAUCUGGGAAUGGUUCAGCAGCAGCCCGGACUGGAUGAAAUCACGGUAUCUUUGCCGUCUUUUCUCACUCUGUGAAUCGGAGCUGUUACGUAUGCUCGCUAAUUUAACCAGCGUGCUUCUGGUCAGACUAAAACGAGGGUUCCUGCAGUUUAAUGUGGGUAGCCACAAUACAAAUCAGCAUCAUCAGGUCAGUGAGGGAGACUCAGAGGACCCUGCUCUUAUGGUUGUGCCUGGAUCCUCAAAGUCUGUGUCUGGAGUCAGCCGAUACCGAGACUUUAUAGGCUGCCUUCCUGUUGAUCUGUCAAAGAGGAUAUUAGGCCUGCUGGAUGAACAUACUCUGAGACGCUGCCAGAAAGUUUGUCGGUAUUGGAAGCACCUCGCAGGGGAAACCAUGGAGGAAAUCCAUUUCAGAAGUAUCUUCCAGGAUCAAAUGAAGGCAAUGAUGAAGCGAUAUAAAGGUAUUGAUUUAGUCAGUCCUACCUAUGCCAACAUCGUGGAAGUCCUCAUACCCGUCAAGGAUCAUGAGAAAGGGGACAUUCAUUCUGGUGUCAAAAAGAAGAAGCCUUUUGAAGUGGCUUAUGCCAACAUCAAAACCAAAACAGUGCAAAUGGAAGAGCGAAAUAUUUAUUGUGGUGCAUAUUUUACCACAGUGCUGAUUAACAAAGAGGACAAUCAUCGUGUGAUAGACUACAGAGGUGGAUCAUUUAUGGUCACAGGCUCCAAAGACCGUGUGGUGCAUCUGUUUUAUGUGGCAUCAGAAACAACAGCUGUGGCGGUGUUGAAGGGCCACGUUGGCAGCAUACGGGCAGUGCUGCUCUGUGAGGAGCGAGACCUGCUGAUAACUGCGAGCUGUGAUGCAAGCAUCAGGUGUUGGAAUUUGAAGACAGACCAGUGUGUGAUGGUCCUGUAUGGUCACACAGGUACUGUAAACUGCCUGGAUGUCCAUGGUGAUAGACUUGUCUCAGGGGCUAAAGACUGUAUAGUAAAAGUGUGGAGUCUACAAACAGGGAAGUAUUUUGAGGAUUUUAAUUUCAAGCACCCCAGUCCUGUCCAGUGUGUGAAGAUCAGCUCAACAAGAGUUUAUAGUAGCUGUGAUCGAGGCCUCAUCAAAAUAUGGGACACUGAGAAUGCAGCACUGAUCAGGGUGAUUGAUGCCCAUCGGAGCUCAGUGAAAUGCCUGUUCUUUGACAAAUGGCAUCUUUUAUCUGGGGACUAUAAUGGUCAGGUCAUGGCAUGGAGCAUCAACUGUGACGCUAAAGAGUGUCUCAUAACCUUCAACCACCCAAAGGAGGUAAAAUCUAUGACUCUCGCCUACCUUCGUCUUGUCACUGGCUGCUUGGAUGGAAAGAUUCGUAUAUUUAAUUUCCUCACUGGGGAUUGUCUGAGAGACAUCACCGCGGAGGCCGAACCAGGCCGUAUAUUGUCCCUGCAUUUCCGUGAGAACAGUAUAUUAGUGAACACGACAUCCAGUGUGAAGUUCUACCACUUUGCCAAAGUGUUCUGGGAUUACAAAGACUCUGCAGAGGGAGGCAAGGGUGAUGCGAUGGCUCAGGGUGGUUUGGUCUCUGAGAAAUCUGCAGCUUCGCUCAGAAAACUUACGUACGCCUCUGAUUACAUGGCACAAGUGGCUUCACCCACCCAAAAUAUGCAUGACUCUAAAGGCAAGAAAUCAGAGAAAGCUGAGCUGCCCUACCACACCGGCUUCCUGUCCACCCCCAUUAAAUGUCGAGCACAAGUCAGAGAGUGCUGCGAGCCUUCUAAAAAGACAGUGUUGCUGAGUGAGAAGGCGACAUGUGAUCGGAUAAAGAAGAAGGGUCUUCAUCAUCCUUUGACACGUGACUCCAUCCUACUCAGGGUAAAUGCCAUCCAGAGGUCGCGGUGCACAGAUGAGGUCAGCAUCAACAUGGAGUGCAAUGAUAAGCUACGAGAUUCCUGGGGUCCUCAUUCACCUCAGGAUCCACUGCACUCUGACCUCCACAACCCAAAGCCCCGAUCAGCCCUAAAACAAACCAUGCAGACUCUGUUAUGUCCACUGCAGCACACGCAUAAUAGUCCUCACAGGAGGGCCAAGACAUGCGUCCCACAGUUGAAGAGAACUGCCAAUCAAAAUAUGACAAACACAAUAGCAGGCAGAGAUGUCUCCACUGCCCCUGACAUCACAAUGAGGCACCGUACUUGUUUAUGUCCUAAGAAGUUACAGAAAGCAAACAAGAGGGUCGAUGCCACAGAGGUGCCACAGUCUCCUGAGCGCAUCUGCAUGAGACCACUACUUAAUCAAGAAUGUUGCACUAAAACUAGUACCGGCUUGCCCAGGAUCAGCUCUGUGGAUCCAAUGAGAGAGCGGCUGUCCAAUCCACUGAGUGUCCGGGGCAAGAAGGAACUCAUGCAGAGCAGUGAGCACAAACUGUCCAAGAAGGAUAAGAUGAUCCAAUGA